Molecule: messenger RNA, 670 nt
Organism: Osmia bicornis bicornis
Lineage: Eukaryota; Metazoa; Arthropoda; Insecta; Hymenoptera; Megachilidae
Product: COX assembly mitochondrial protein homolog
Exons: 4
Coding region: 230-607 (125 amino acids)
Cellular component (GO): mitochondrion
Source: RefSeq, a predicted model, not a curated record
CCUUUCUCAGGGGACAUCUUGUCAUCGGUGCACUAUACUUAUUUGAGUUAGCUUUCACAGAGUCACCUACGAAGAGUCUGUAUGUAUUCGAUGUACGUACUGACAACUCUCAAAUGUGCACAAUCACGAGCGCAGCCUAUUGGAGUUGGAAUUGGAGUGACUACCAACUGUACCAACUACCAGUGAUGAAAUUUUCGAUGGAUGAAGUUGUAUUGAAAAGACAAUAACGAUGAGUGAGCAAAGACGUUCGAUUUUUGCACAAAAUUAUAAAGCUGGACCACAUGGUGUAGGUGACCCCGAUGACAAACGUUUAAGAAAAAUUGAGAAAGAUGUACUCAUACCACAAAAAAUGAGAGAUAAGGCAAAAGAAGAAAAAUGUUUCAAAGAAGUUCAAGAGUUUGCCAAAUGUUGUAAAGAUUCUAAUUUUUUGAUGGUAUUUAGAUGCAGGGAAUUAAACAAUGCAUUAAUAUCAUGUUUAGAAUUAUGGUAUAAAGAUCCACAGUUUAAAAAUGAAUGUACACAAGCAUAUUUAGAAGAAAGAAGUGAAUAUAGAAGAACUGGUAUACCUAAAUCAUCAAAAAAAAAAAGAGCUGUAUCAUCAAGCUAAGUUAAAGGUAAUUCAUGCGUUUGUAACUUAUAAAAAAUGUAAAUAUAUAUAUAUAUAUCUGUA